GCAGUGCCAGCACAGGGGACGGGCACUGUCCUGGUGUUAAAAACGAGAGCAGAGUGAUUUCAGCAUUUAUUAUAAUAAAAAGAAAGGCCUAAAGCACGGGGGCCCUCGGACCGGGCAGGAGCGUUCCUGUCGAGGAUGCUGCAACGCCGGCGCUGGGUCUCCAGCAGCGUUGUCCUCGGUGUCCCAGAUGGAGCGGCACAGAUUCAGUGGGUCAGAAGCCCCUUUUUAUCCUGGUUUUUGUCCCUUUAGAUUGGUUUCUUUUCGGAUCCUUCAUUUGCAUGAAGGUUUAAGGCGCUUGAUUGGCCCAUUACAGUUCUGUCCAGGCUGGCUCGUUUCGCCAGGGGGGCGGUGCACUUUACUUAGGUGUAAUAUGGUACGUUGAGUACCGUAUUUCCUAUAACUACCCUUUUAACCCCUUUUACAAUAACCAAAUUACAGUACAUGCUUAACGAUCUAUCAACUAUUUUACAACAGUUUCUAACCUAUUUUUAACACUGGGGCAGCCCUGGGGCCAUUGCCCACCUGGGCACCCUGGGCUCACGUCCAGCUGCAGCCACCAGCACGCCCAGACAUCUUUUUGCUGUACUUAUCCAUGUCUUCCUCUUGCAUCUCUUCGGCUUCGUUUUUCUGUUGCUGGGGUUCGUUUGGCGUUUUUUAACAUCUUCCCUUAACUGACAGACGGCUCGAUUCAGAGCGUUUAACGCUCCGAUUAACAGUUAAACACUUUUUUUUCAUCGCCGUUUCCCCGCUCUCCGCCGCCAGCCCGGCUCCCAGCGCCGAGCCGCGGCGCCGCCCCUCAGCCGCCCACUCCCGUCAGGCUCCGGGCGGGAUGGCGGCGGCGGGAACGCCGGGCGGCGAUUCCUUCCAGGAGAAGCUCACGCGGGUUACUUUAUGGCUAAAGAAAUUAUAUGAGGGUGUGCCAGUUCCAGAAUAUGAGGUGAAUGAAAGGACAGUGGAUAUUUUGCAUGAAAUUAUGGAGUGCAAUGAAGAGACAGACAGGGAUAUUAUGCUGCUGAUAGAGGACAUGAAGGACAGGACAAGCAAGUAUGAAGCAGAAGCUGAGUACUGGCAGGAUAUUCUUGGAGAAAGUCUGGGUUUGUUUGAAGGCAGUCUGCCUGAAGAAGCCGCCAAAGACCUCACUGACCUGGUAGAAGGUGCAAUGGAACUCGAAGUGGAGGACACAUCUCUUACCAGCUUCUACAGUGCCAUCAAUGACAUGACCUUGGAAAUGUAUAAAACAAAAUCAAAAAACGAAGAAAUGGAACAUAAAUUGAGGAUUCUCACGAGAAAACUAAAUUCAGCACUGAUGGUGGAAAAGCAGUUAGAGGAGGAUAUUGAAAAACUGAAGAAAUCUCAGGAAGAACAAAAGGCCAAAGCUGAGGUUCAAUCCAAGAACAUGAAGUUCCUGGAAGAUAAAUCUAAGGAUCUGAAAAUAAGGAUCUGUGAUGCUGAGGAUGAGCUUGUUGCCAGGGGGUUGGACCAAUCCCUGACACAUGAGGCACUCAUGAAAUCGUCUGAGGAACUGGCUGCGCUGUAUAAAGAAAUGGAGCCAUUGAAGACGGAGCUGGCAUCCUAUCUUGAUUUACCUCCUAGCAUUCCCCUGGCGCAAGUGAAGGUUGAAGAAGCGAGAAAAGAACUUAAAGCCCUGGAUGACGAGCUCACAAGGGAGAUUGAGGCUGUGCCUUUUGAGCUGACAUAGCCCAGCAAACCCCAGCUCACCUGAAGGGGCCUACGUGGGACAUGGUUCUCUUUCUGUUGCCUACUAACUUGCACUAGCAAUGCACUGCAGAAUUCCUACCUGUACCUUGGCAGCUUCCUGCUGUGUUCUUCUCUCUGUUGGCCUUGUGUUUGUAAACUUCACCUAUCUUUCAUUAAAUAGCAUCCAAACUU
Molecule: messenger RNA, 1890 nt
Organism: Motacilla alba alba
Lineage: Eukaryota; Metazoa; Chordata; Aves; Passeriformes; Motacillidae
Gene: HAUS1
Product: HAUS augmin like complex subunit 1
Exons: 9
Coding region: 830-1699 (289 amino acids)
Biological process (GO): centrosome cycle; spindle assembly
Cellular component (GO): cytosol; HAUS complex
Source: RefSeq, a predicted model, not a curated record